Messenger RNA from Amyelois transitella, 1911 nucleotides. RefSeq names its product beclin-1-like protein (gene Atg6). The coding region runs from base 233 to 1516 and encodes 427 amino acids. Gene Ontology annotation, biological process: autophagy; cellular response to nitrogen starvation; late endosome to vacuole transport. The record is from RefSeq and is a predicted model, not a curated record. The transcript has a single exon. Lineage: Eukaryota; Metazoa; Arthropoda; Insecta; Lepidoptera; Pyralidae. Gene Ontology annotation, cellular component: phosphatidylinositol 3-kinase complex, class III, type I; phosphatidylinositol 3-kinase complex, class III, type II; phagophore assembly site.
CAUAGACACACUACUAGGUACGCAAAGCAAAUAAGCACAACAAUAAAAAAAAAAUACUAUUCGCAACGCGAGCUUUCUUUGUUGGAUUAUGUUAAUAUUAUGUAAAGUCCUAGAGUAUUUGUGAUCUCAAUUAAAUUAGUAUCUUAGUGAGUAUUUCUAUUAGUGGAUUUCUGCUUUAAAAUUGUGAUUAUUACGUUGUGUACAGUAAAUGACGCAAUAGGGAAAGUGCAUCAUGAUGAGCGAUACGAAAUCUUUUGUUAAUUUCUCGUGCCAACGCUGUUUACAGCCCUUGAAGCUCGAUGAUACUCUUAAUAACCUCGGGGAGCACACUAUUGCCGAUUUAGCGCUUCAAAUACGAAGAAAUAAUGAGGUUGAUUUGGAUUUGCAAUCUUCAAGUUUAGAACAUUAUGUGCCUCCUUUUCGCAUGUCGGACUCGGGGAACGGCACAAACGGGUUUAUGGUCAUCUCGGAUGGGUGGGAAACCACAUCUUUAGGCCACCAGUUACACGUGAAAGCUACUUUAUUUGAUUUACUAUCAAAUAAUUCCGAUGUGGACCACCCUUUGUGUGAUGAAUGUACUGAUACGCUUCUAGAAUUGAUGGAUAAUCAGUUGCGGCAAACUGAGGCUGAAUGGAAGGACUACAAUGAUUAUUUAAAAAAAUUAGAGGAUGACAAAGAAGAUUUGAAUUUGGAAGGACUCGAAAAAGAGUUAGAUGAUUGGAAGCAGGAACAAACCAGGUUAUUACAAGAAUUAUCAGCGCUUCAGAAAGAAGAAAAAGCUAUGAAAGGAGAGAUUGAGGUACAGGAAGCGGAGAAAGAAAGGUUGGAGAAGCAACAGGAUCUAUAUUGGAAAGAGUUCAUGAAGUAUCGUAAAGAUUUGAUGACAACGGAAGAUCAGAUGAAGUUUUACGAAUGCCAGUUAGCAUACACACAAUCGCAGUUAGAGAAAUUGAAAAAGACAAAUGUGUUCAAAGCUACUUUCCAUAUAUCGGAUUCGGGGCAAUUCGGUAUUAUAAAUAAUUUCAGAUUAGGACGAUUGACAACAGCUCCUGUAGAUUGGUCAGAAAUAAACGCUGCUUGGGGUCAAACAGUUUUACUCUUAUCUUCUUUAGCGAGGAAAAUCAGCUUUUCGUUCCAACGGUACCGUUUAGUUCCGUACGGAAACCAUUCUUACAUAGAAGUUUUGGAGGACCAAAAAGUAUUACCAUUGUACGGUUCCGGCGGGUUCCGUUUUCUCUGGGAUACAAAGUUCGAUGCAGCAAUGGUAGCUUUUUUGGAUUGCCUUCAGCAGUUUAAAGAACAAGUUGAAAAGGGAAAUACAGGGUUUUGCUUGCCGUACAGAAUUGACAAAGGCAAGAUUGAGGAUAAAGCAUCACCCCCUAAUGCGUAUUCCAUCAAAAUUCAGUUCAAUUCGGAAGAUCAUUGGACAAAAGCAUUAAAAUACAUGUUGACAAAUCUAAAAUGGGCAUUAACUUGGAUUUCAUCGCAAUUUAGCGAGGAAAAAAAUGAUCAAUAAGUCUGUGAUAUUAAAUGAUUAUUAGUCUAAUUUUAAUGUAAGAUAGUUUAUAACAUGACAAUUUGUCAGUUGAUAGAGCACUGUAUUAAUUCUUAAUAAUGGAUAUUUCUUAGUGCACUGUGUAAUUAUUCUAAAACAGUUGUUAUAAUCUGCUUUUGACUUAUAUUAUUGACAGUCUUGCGUGAUAUCUCUAAGUUAGAUAUAAUUUGGAAUAUUAAAAGAAACAGCCGUUUUAGAUUAAUUACGGAAAACUACUUUGUUCUAAGGCCAUAAAGUACCUUUUUGUGGGAUGUCAAAUUAUUCCCCACAUGUAUAUUUAGUGCUGUGAUUCCCUUUAUUUUAUAGAAUUUUCUUUGUGUAUGAUCCUCAAUAAAGAAGUACAUAAAAUAAAAUAU